This is a messenger RNA of Sciurus carolinensis (gray squirrel), 819 nucleotides long. Its product is annotated as olfactory receptor 7A5-like. Bases 1 to 819 code for a protein of 272 amino acids. Lineage: Eukaryota; Metazoa; Chordata; Mammalia; Rodentia; Sciuridae. Gene Ontology annotation, molecular function: G protein-coupled receptor activity; olfactory receptor activity. The record is from RefSeq and is a predicted model, not a curated record. Gene Ontology annotation, biological process: G protein-coupled receptor signaling pathway. Gene Ontology annotation, cellular component: membrane. The transcript has a single exon.
AUGUACCUGAUCACCAUGUUUGGAAACCUACUCAUCAUCCUGGCCAUCACCUUGGACUCCCAUCUGCACACACCCAUGUAUUUCUUCCUCACCAACCUAUCUUUUUCUGACAUCUGUCUCACCUCCACCACUGUCCCAAAGAUGCUGGUGAAUAUGCAGACACAGAGCAAGGUCAUACCUUUUGAAGGCUGUAUUGUGCAGAUGCACUUUUUCAUAGUUUUGACUGGCUUGGAAAACUUUCUCCUGGCUGUGAUGGCCUACGACCGCUUUGUGGCCAUUUGUCACCCCCUGCACUACACAGUGACUAUGAACCCCUGGCUCUGCAUGUUGUUGGUUAUGGUGUCCUGGAUCUUAGGUGUCUUGCAUGCCCUGUUACAAAGCUUAAUGGUGUUGAAACUGUCCUUUUGUACAGAUUUGGAAAUCCCACAUUUUUUCUGUGAACUUAAUCAAGUGGUUCAACUUGCUUGUUCUGACACUUUUCCUAAUUAUAUGGUGAUGUAUGUUACAGCUGUGCUACUGGGUGGUGGUCCUCUUGCUGGCAUCCUUUAUUCUUAUUCUAAGAUAGUUUCCUCCAUAAGUUCAAUCUCAUCAGUUCAGGGGAGGUAUAAAGCAUUUUCCACCUGUGCAUCUCACCUCUCUGUGGUCUCCUUAUUUUAUUUUACAAUCCUAGGAGUGUACUUCAGUGCUGCUGCAACCCAUAAUUCACAUUCAAGUGCAACAGCCUCGGUGAUGUACAGUGUGGUCACCCCCAUGCUAAACCCCUUCAUUUACAGUCUCAGGAAUAAAGAUAUCAAGAGGGCUCUGAAAAGAUACUUGUGA